UGCAUGUCUACCCCGGCCUCCACCGCAAAACAUUCGCAAGUCGACUGAAGGAUGUUCAUCGAUCUGAACGUCCCAAUCCCUGCAUCGUUCUCGAUGCACCUGGGUGGGCAAGCACGAAGCAAAAAGAACAAGGGAAAGCAGCCCGCUGCUGUUCAAGAAACCGUGAGCGUGACAUUCACACCAGCCCAGAUCUCCGUCAUCGAGAGACGCAUCGACCUGCUCGUGCAUUUAGGAUACACCGUCUUCGCUCUGAACCAGACCGUUCGCAGCAAGGUCGAACGGAAGACCCACGUCAACAUCAUAGAUCCUCUGGUUGCGCAGCUGCGCGAACGGACCGGGGUUGUGAUCCUGAAGCGCAUAACGAUCGUUCUUGAUGAGGACAGCGAGCAGGGAUACGGACUGACAACCGCCAACGCAUCGUUAUUCGCCCCAUACGACAUCAUCUCGCUCCUGCCCACCACCGCCAAAUCCUUCUUCCUCGCAUGCGACAAAGGCACCGAGCCCUCACCGCUCACCGCGCACAUCAUCGCGCUCCCGCUCACCCUCCCUCGCCUCCCCUUCUACCUAAAGCACACCAUGGUCCGCAAAGCGAUCAAGCAGGGCGCAGUCUUCGAGAUCCAGUACGCAGGCGCGCUCGGCGCCGAGGUCGAUCUCGGUGGGAUCGGCGGCGAGGGCGGGACAGGUGCGAAGCGCAAUUGGUGGGCGGCGGCUAGGGAGGUCAUACGGGUGACGAACGGAAAGGGAGUUGUGGUCAGUGGGGGGGUCUUGAACGAUGCUGACCUUCGAGCACCGCGAGAUGUGGCUAAUUUGAUCACCAUGCUCGGCCUCUCGCAAGAUGUCGCGCAUGAUGCGAUAAGCAGGGUUCCACAAUCACUAAUUCUGCGUGCUCAGACGCGAAGGACGUAUCGCGCAAUCUUCUCAGAACCGAAAAUUGUCAUUCCCAGUGCUACGACGGCAUCGACAGCGACAGCCUCAGGCCCAACUGCUGCAGAGUCGAAGCAGACCGUCCUCGAGGAGCAGGAUGAUGCUGGAUCUGCACCCGAUGCUUCAUCCAAAGUCACAGAACCUCCCGAUGCAACCCCACCUGCACCACUAAACCAAGCCGAAUCUGUGCCUCAAGACAAUCCGCAGAAAAAUGACAAGAAGAGGCCCCUUUGUGAAGGCACAGACGAGGUUGCCCAGUCACCAAAGCCAGGACCAGCUGUUGCAGGUGAUGAGCAGGAUGGCGCUGGAAGAAAGCGAAAGAAGAAGAAAACGAAUGACAACAAGACGUGAGGAGAACACGCGAGUGGAUCCGACCUAAUGUUUUUGUUUCAUACGAGUUGCUGGUAGUGAUGUACGACAAAUGCAUAUGGCGUCAAGUGAGAAAACAAUGAGACACUUCUCGUGUAUAAGUACAUGGUGAGGGUCAGUACUAUGCGAGACAGAGCAUCAAAGGGAUGCAGAAUAGAGCAUGGAAGCAAUCGGACAAUCGUACAACUAGGCAGCACCGACCAAAAAUGCAAACGGAAAAUGAUCACAUAGAGCAGGCAGUAGAGCUAUGGCGAGACCAUGCCCACAGCGCCGUUACCGUUCGCUGUAGGUGUCAUACUGUAGAACGUACCACCACCAUGAGAUUCCGUCGUCC
Laetiporus sulphureus 93-53 is the source of this 1627-nucleotide messenger RNA. Its product is annotated as PHP domain-like protein. Gene Ontology annotation, biological process: tRNA processing. The transcript has 5 exons. Bases 52 to 1275 code for a protein of 407 amino acids. NCBI's taxonomy places the organism in Eukaryota, Fungi, Basidiomycota, Agaricomycetes, Polyporales, Laetiporaceae. Gene Ontology annotation, cellular component: nucleolar ribonuclease P complex. The record is from RefSeq and is a predicted model, not a curated record. Gene Ontology annotation, molecular function: RNA binding.